Messenger RNA from Salmo salar (Atlantic salmon), 1584 nucleotides. Its product is annotated as myozenin-2. NCBI's taxonomy places the organism in Eukaryota, Metazoa, Chordata, Actinopteri, Salmoniformes, Salmonidae. The record is from RefSeq and is a predicted model, not a curated record. Gene Ontology annotation, cellular component: Z disc; actin cytoskeleton. Gene Ontology annotation, molecular function: actin binding; telethonin binding; FATZ binding.
GAGAUGGUAUGGAAUCAAAAAGGUGUAGGGGGAAGUAGUGGCUAAGACUGAGCUAGUCUGGUAGUGACCUCCAUCUAAGCUACUGUACAGACAACGGUCCACGAGAGAGCGGGAAGUGAAGUGGUAGCCAAGGCCUUCUAUAUUUAGCCACCUCCCACGCUGGCCAAACCACAUACCAAUGACAACAGACACUGACACCCACCCAGUCACUCUCCCAUCCCAGCCAGCCAGCGAUCCCCAUCCCCUCCCCCUCUUUCCCACCCACACCCGCAACAUCUUCAGAGCUGGGGAGCGCAAGGACCCGUCUAGGCCGCACUACCCAGUCUGACCUCCUCGCCCCACGCCUUCCUAGCUUCCGUAAGGAUACAGACAUAUCUUGAGACCCCCCUAAAGGGACCUACACACAGCGGCAGCAAUGUCACAGUUCUCUACCAUGACAACCAAUGAGAGGAAGCUGCAAGCAGCAGCCAUCUGUAGGGAGAUACAGGGUCCUGAAGAUGCAGAGAUAGACCUGGGGAAGAAGAUGAGUGUCCCUAAGGAUGUGAUGCUGGAGGAGCUGUCUCUGGCCUCCAACAGAGGCUCCCUCCUCUUCGAAAAGCGCAAGAGGCGCUCCGAGAAAUACACCUUCGAGAACAUCCAGAAUGUAACCAACACACAGAUCAAUAAUGGUGUAACUCUUCAAACAGAGAGUCAAGAAACCAAAGAAAACAGCUUAAGAGUGGAGCAGUCAGCUAAAACGCCCCAGAACAUGCCUGACCUGAGCACAGCCCCUAACCCAGACAACAUCGCACCAGGUUAUGGUGGACCUCUGAAAGAAAUGGAACCAGAGAAGUUCAACAGAACAUGCCUCCCAAAGUCCUACCACUCCCCCUGGGACCAGGCCAUCUACCACCACGACCCCUCCCUGGCUGAUAGCCUCGUCGCCUGCCUGCAAGAGCCCGAGGCCAAGCCAGAAGGACCAGGGUACAAGAGCUUCAACAGGGUGGCUACUCCGUUCAGAGGCUUCGGAGGCAAGUCCACCAGACCAGACCCAUUGUUCAAGGCCCCCGAGGUGGAACACAACACCAUGCCGGAGCUGUACCCCGAGCUCCAGGCGGAGCUGGCAGUGCAGAGGCCCACAUUCAACAGGGUGGCCUGUGGCUGGGCGGGGACCAGCGCCCCACUCAUCCUUCCCACAGUGCCGCUGGUUCCCAUGUUUAUCCCGGAGUCCGAUGACCUUUGAAACUCUGGCGGAUGCUGCGUCUUCCGAGAUGUUUCCUGGUUUGCUACCCACAAGUCCUUUUUGGUGGGUUAGGGUCAGAAUAGGGUCAGAGUGAGGGAAGGAGGUAUUUUGGUUUUCCGCUUAGCUACUUCUUUGUGGCGAAAACACACAUUUCUCUGAUUAACUGGUUGGCCCAUGCCCAAGGUAUUCUGCCCAUCUUCAAACUGCACUUAAAAUAGUCAACCACACUAGCCAGAGUUACUAAAUACAGUAUAGGAGCUGUACAUACAUUGAUGUGUAUGAGUGAAAUUGUAUUUGCCUGAUGACAUUUGAUUAUUGGUAUUAGUUGUUUUUUGAGGUAAAUAAAAUUAUAUAAAGCAUAA